This is a messenger RNA of Cavenderia fasciculata, 2241 nucleotides long. RefSeq lists its product as uncharacterized. The coding region runs from base 1 to 2241 and encodes 746 amino acids. Gene Ontology annotation, molecular function: microtubule binding. The transcript is spliced from 7 exons. NCBI's taxonomy places the organism in Eukaryota, Evosea, Eumycetozoa, Acytosteliales, Cavenderiaceae. Gene Ontology annotation, cellular component: cytoplasm; mitotic spindle midzone; spindle. The record is from RefSeq and is a predicted model, not a curated record. Gene Ontology annotation, biological process: microtubule cytoskeleton organization; mitotic spindle midzone assembly.
AUGGAAGACGGAAUCAAAGACUUGUUAAAGAGAACAGUAAAGAUAUGGGAUGAAUUAGGAGCUGAACAACCAUAUAGAAAAGAGCAUUUUGAACAAUUAUCAAGUCAGGUCAUAUUACUUUAUCAAUCAUUGUUAAAGAGAGAAGAGAAAUAUAAAGAUGAUGUAAUCAAAGAUAUAAUAGGUGGAUUAGAGACUAUAUGUUCAAUGUCGACAGAGUUGGGUGAGACUGUCAAAGAUUUGAACAAACCAUUACAAGCAAUGACCCUAUUACAACGUGUAUCUUUUAUCCAAACUCAACUUGGUUUAUUGAAAAAGAGAACCGAAGAUAGAGCAGUGAUUAUUGAAGACUUGGAAUCAAAGAUUGAAGAGUAUUCAAGGGAUUUGGAAAUCAAAGAUGUUGUCAAUGCCAGCCGAGUCAAUGAGAGUGAAAUCAAUGGCAACGAUUAUUCAAUGGAAAAGAUAUCAUCACUUCAAAAGAAAGUAAAGAAACUUCAACAACAAAGAAAUGAAUCAUUUAUAAAAGUUAGAGAUUUAUCAAUUCAAAUUGUAGAGUUGUGGACUGAAUUGAGAAUUGCACCAGAGACUGAAUUUGAAAAGGCAAUUACAAAGAUGGCAUUGACUGAAUACAACAAUAGUAGUGGUGGUAGUGAAGGUGCAGGUGCAGUCAUGAUUGAUAUCGUAUCACCAUUAUCAUUGAGCACCAGCACUGUUGUAGCAUUGGAUCAAAAGAUUGUCAAGUUGGCAAUCAUCAGAAAGGAGAAUGAAGCAUUGGUAUCAGACUAUGCAAAAAAGAUAACUGCUUUGUGGGACAAGUUGUCCAUACCAGAGGAUGAACGUGAAUCUUUCUUUGGUAAAACUGCUGGUCUUGGUCUUGAUGUUAUUGAAGCUUGCCAAGAAGAAUUAACAAGAGUUGAAGAUAUUAGAAGAUUGGGAUUAGGAAGAUUUAUAAAUAAUGCAAGAGAGAAACUUGGGGAAAUGUACGCGAUGAUUCGUUGGCCACCCGAAAAGGUCGAUGAGUUUAUCGAUGCCGUCGGGUUCCCAGAAGUGUCAGAGGAAAUGUUGGACGCACUCGAAAACGAACACCAACGCACAUCUGAACUCUACCAAUUAUCCAUACCAAUGUUUUCAUUGAUUGAAAAGAGAGAAACUAUCAGAAACCAAAAGAUUAAUUACGAACAAAAUGUACUCGGGGACAAGGAACGUUUAUUAAGUAAAAAGUUUGAUCGUUCAAGAUUCCAAGAGGAAAAGUUGAUGCAACAACAACAGGAUCAUGAAAAGCGUAUCAAGGAAUCAGAGAAAAUAAGAAAGGCCAUGGGGAAGAGUGAUAGUACUAAAUCAAAUCCUUCUUCCUCUUCUUCUUCAAGUACUAGUAGCGGUAUUAGUAGUGUUUCCUCUUCCAAACCAGUUCCAUCUAUUCCUUCAAAUUCAACGUCAUCUUCUUCAUCUUCAUCAUCAUCAUCAUCAUCAUCAUCUGUAAAAUUCUCAUCCUUUUCAACUUCAUCCACUAGUUCGUCUAGUUCAUCAUCAACGUCAUCUUUUUCAACAUCUUUACCAAAAACACCAAAUGGCAAACAAACCAUUGCAUCAUCUGUGAAUAGUCAACAACAACAACCACCCAAACCAUCAACACCAUCAACACCAAAGACACCAAGAAUAGCGGCCAUUAAACAACAGGAAUUGAUGCAGUCUCCGUACAAGGCAACCUCGUCGUCGUCGGCCAAGUCAUCGGCCAUUAAAAAGACUACAGCAACAGUGGUAACACCCAAACCACAACCAACGUCUGUACGCGCACCAUUGUCACCUUUGACCAACCAUAUGAUCAACCAUACGGGUACCACCGCUUCAGCUACUGCUGCCAGCAGCGGCAAGAAAAAGGUGGUUGUGAUUGCAGCCGCACCCAGUAGCAGCACCCACAACCUCUCGGCCAACGGUCUCAUUAAAAAGAAAUUGGCUUCUCCCAAAUCAACGACCAAGCCACCUACAACUGUCAAAACAAUCACAAUCAAACAACAACAACCCUCCAACAAAGAAUCACAAACGUCGUCGUCCUCCUCGUUGCAAUCACCAGCAAGUAAAUCCAAAAUCCCAACUUCCAGUAGUAGUAGUAGUGCUGGACGUAAUCGCACACCUCAAAAAACACCAGUGAUUAUAUCGUCGUCACGACCACUCCUUUUUAAUGACCAAUCAAUUGUUUGUCAUCAUCAAUACAAUGAUGGAUUCGGUAUUACCCCAAAGAGAUGA